Symbiodinium necroappetens is the source of this 2975-nucleotide messenger RNA. The record is from the annotation of a GenBank genome assembly. NCBI's taxonomy places the organism in Eukaryota, Dinophyceae, Suessiales, Symbiodiniaceae.
AUGCGGGCCAUAUCCGCGACCCAGGCGAUCAUCGAGUUCGACCUGCAGGGCAACAUCCAGACCGCCAACGACAACUUCUGCGCCGCCACCGGCUACACCCUCGCGCAGAUCCGCGGCCGCCACCACUCGAUCUUCGUCCACCCCGAUUACCGCGCCUCCGAGGCCUACCAGCAAUUCUGGAUCGACCUCGCGAACGGCGAGGCCCAGGCCGGGCAGUUCCGACGCAUCCGGCGCGACGGCUCGGACCUCUGGAUCCAGGCGACGUACAGCCCGAUCUUCGAUCAGGACGGGCGGCCGUACAAGGUCGUCAAGCUCGCGACCGACAUCACCGACGUGAAGCGCCGCCAGCAGGAAUUCAAGGAAACGACCCAGACGAACGCGCGCGAAUCGCUCGAGACGUCCACCGCCGCGGCGCAGCAGGCGGAGCAGGAAGUCCAGGCCCUGCAGAGCGCGAUGGCGGAAAUCCGCGCCUCGAGCGACAACAUCUCGCGCAUCCUCACCGUCAUCAACGACAUCGCGCGCCAGACGAACAUGCUCUCGCUCAACGCGGCCGUCGAAGCGGCGCGCGCCGGCGACGCGGGUCGCGGCUUCGCCGUCGUCGCGGAGGAAGUUCGCCAGCUCGCCAAGCGCAGCGCCGACAACGCCCAGAGCACCGAGCAGAUCCUCGAAGAGUCCUCGCAGUCCAUCGAGACGGGCGUCCAGCUCACGGACCGCGUCGUCGAAGCGCUCCGCAAGAUCGACGAGGGCUCACAGAAGGUGCGCGUCGCCUGCUUAGGCGGCGCCUUUUUCGUCGGACUUCACGAUAUGAAGAGACUCGAUCAUGGCCAGAUCCAGCACAAUCGGGACCACCCGCUCAUCGAAGAGCGUGAUGUGACGCCCUUCCGGGUGCGUCCCGAUCAUCUCGGGAUGGGGCACGACGUAUUCACGCCCGCCCACCGUCUUCAAAAUGAACGGCGAAAAUGGCUGACGCCUGCGUGCCUCGAUGAUCGGUUCGAUCUUCACAAACCUAUCAUACCCCUAUCAAAUGCCUGUUCAAGCAGUUUCCUGGGAUUCCGCUCCAACUUGGAAUCACCAUCACGUAUCCGCCCCAUAGAAGGCGAUUUCGGAGAUGUCCCGCAUCGGGAUCUGCGUGAUUUUUCCCUUCGGGUCCGCGUGGAGCACCUCAUCCCGUCCCGGGAAUAUCGCGUACUCCGCGCUGCAUCGCACGUGAUACGCGACCCCCCUGCCCUUUCACCCAUCACCGUCUCACCGUCUCACCCCACACCCGCGCCCAUGCACGUCCCCAAACCCGCCAUCUUCUUCGACCGCGACGACACGCUCAUCGAGUGCAACAGUGUCACGCCCGAUGGCGACCUGGGCAACCCCAAGCUCGUCAAGCUCAAGCCCGGUGCCGCGGACGCCGUCGAGCAGCUGAGCCUCGCGGGGUACCGCAUCGUCGUGUUCACGAACCAGGGCGGCGUCGCGCGGGGGAGCCACAGGGUUGUGGACGUCUACGCCGUGAACGACCGCGUCAACGAACUCCUCGGCGGGCGGGUCGACGCGUUCCGCUUCUGCCCGUGGCACCCCAAGGGCACCGUCGAAUGCUGGGCGCGCGAGCACCCGUGGCGUAAGCCCGCGCCGGGGAUGAUCCUGGACGCCGCGCGGUCGCUCCGCGUCGACCUCUCCCGCUCGUGGGUGAUCGGCGACGCGGAGCGCGACUGCCACGCCGGGCGCGAGGCGGGGUGCUCGACGAUCCUCAUCGGCGACGACCUCGCGAUGGACGCGGACUACAAGGCGAAGGACCUCAAGGGCGCCACCACGAUCAUCCUCGGGAAAGACCAGCGCGGAACGCCCCUGAAGCACGCGGGGGUGCGGGAGAUGGUCGUCUCCUCCGCCCACGCGAUCGCGGAGCGCAACGGCCUCGCCCUCGCCUCCGUCGACGCGGAGGACGACCGCGUCACCCUCACCCUCCACGAGGGCCAGGUCGCCGCGCUCGGGCUCGCGAGCGAGCUCCGCCGCGUCACCGACGCGUGGUACCGGAAGAAGUACGGCGGAACCUCGCUCUGGGGGAUGGUCGCGACACCCGUGACCCGCAGACCCGCACAACCCGGCGGCGCCGGCCCGCGCCCGACGCGACGCAAGCCCUCGCGCCUCCUCGUCGUCCUCCCCUCGUGGGUCGGCGACGCGGUCAUGGCCACGCCCACCCUCCGCGUCCUCCGCGAGUACCUCCCCGGCUCGUUCAUCGGCGCCCUCGCCCGACCCGGCAUCGACGAGCUGCUCACCGGCACGAGCUACUUCGACGAGCUCCACGUCGACCGCGCCGUGGGCGUGAUGGGCCCGAAGCGCGUCGCGAGCAAGGUCCGGCCCCGACGCUACGAGACCGCCCUGCUCCUCACCAACUCCUUCUCCACCGCCCUCAUCACGCGCCUCUCCGGCAUCGAGGACCGCAUCGGCUACGACCGCGACGGGCGCGGGCUCCUGCUCACCGACCGCGUCCCGGCGAUGCGCCGGCGCGACGUCCCGCCCUACAGCAGGUCCGAAACCGACCCCAGCGCCUGGGCCCCCGUCCCCGCGUGCGACUACUACUACGCCCUGGCCGAGCGGCUCCUCGCGAGCUGCGGGCUCACGCCCGGGCCCAUGGGCCCCAUGGAACUCGUCGUCACGGAAUCCGACGAGCUGACCGCCCGGUCCGUCCUCGCCAAGGCCGGCGUGCCCGCGGGAGCCCGGCGCGUCGUCCUCAACCCCGGCGGCAACGACACCGCCAAGCGCUGGCCCGCCGAACGCUACGCCGCCCUCGCGGACUACCUCGCCAAGCACCACGCCGUCCGCGUGCUCGUCAACGGCGCGCCGAACGAGAGCGGGCUCGUGCGCGAGAUCAUCGACGCGUGCGACGAAUCCGCCAGCGUCCACGACCUCGCCAGCGCCGGCGUCACCCUCGGCGCCCUCAAAGCCAUCGUCCGCGACGCCGCCCUCAUGGUCACCAACGACACCGGCCC